Porites lobata is the source of this 2788-nucleotide messenger RNA. Lineage: Eukaryota; Metazoa; Cnidaria; Anthozoa; Scleractinia; Poritidae. The record is from the annotation of a GenBank genome assembly.
AUGAAACAUCGGUGUACAGAAGACGAAGAAGAGUUGCAGACGAAGGGCGGAAGGACACGAGACAACUCAACGUUUUCCACGUCAGGCUUGCUGUUGUCUCUUGCGUUUUGCAUUGCUUUAAUUCAUGUAGAACUGAGAAUACAAGAACACCAUCGACUUAUAACAAAUUCCGUAGCGUUCUGUGGGCAAAUGGAGACACAGAUCCUUCUAAAAGUUAAACAGAGUUACGCGGGAUGGCAAGUCAGCACUAAAGGAAGCUAUUCGGAAGGUCAACAACAGAAGACAAGAGGUGAGUUCAGUUUUUAUUCUCGAGAUGCAAAUUGGCAAUUGAGUUACAAUUUGACUCAAUUCUUUAAAACAUUCAUACUGUAUGUCUGUUUAAUCAAUUGAAAAAAAUGAACAAGUAAUAGUGAACGCUGUACAGUCUGACUCAGUAUACCUAAGCUGGGCUUUGCCAGUUGUUUCUUUCUUUGUUUGUUUUGCCGCUUUGCUUUGUUUUUAAUUUGCUGUUGUUUUUCAUGCGGCUGUGACUGUUGUUUUUACUGUUUUCUUUUACUUUAGUAAAAAACUUUUUCUGUUUACUUUUAUAAACGAACACCGUUCAUCAGUUGAGGGCCAGAGGGAUGCAGUCCUCUCAAGACAGAAGCGGGCACUGGUAAACAACUCGCAAAAUAAUUCGGCUAAAACAACGGCUCAAUUAAAACUGCUGAUCAAAGAAGAGCUUCGGCUGCUGCAAAAUCAAAUCUGUGCUAAAGAUGGAACUCUCUGCCGCCCUGGACCAAGGGGUAACACGGGGAGACGGGGAAGACCCGGAAGUCGAGGGAAACCAGGUCUCCCAGGGAGAUCGGGUCCCACAGGAAGACCAGGGCCAGAGGGACCUCCUGGUAAGCACGGACCAAUAGGACUUCAAGGACCGAUGGGUGUUAAAGGGGAUCUGGGGAUACCUGGUAACCCAGGUCCCGCGGGACCUGCAGGCCCGCCGGGUGAGAAAGGCGCUAAAGGUGAAGCAGGCAAGUCCAUCUCAGCUCCAUCUCUGCUGCAGCGUCCUGCUAAAAAGACAGCUAAUGAAAGUCAGACAGCCAUCUUCAAAUGCACAGUGGACGGUAACCCAGUUCCUCAGGUCACGUGGUCUAAGCUGAAUUCAUCGCUUCCUGUAGGGCGUCACGUGGUACAAUCCAGUGGUGCGCUGAUUCUAAAAGACGUUAGACCUGGUGACGAGGGUGUUUACACUUGCACAGCUGAAAAUCUUCUCGGAAGUGUCAAUGCCUCAGCAAAGCUCGUUGUUCAGUGUAAGUUGUUUUCCUUUCAGUUUCUGCGCAGCUCUUUUAUGCCCGUCUUACCCCGAAGCCACAUCUUGCCUAUGGACUCAGGAAAAUUGCGCGUUGUUUUCGUCUUUUUUUAGCUUAACCUAAUAAGCGACAAUCACUUUGCUAUAUAUCCGACAGCUUAAGAGAAAAGAAGACAAACGGAUGUCAGUCUCUAAGGCUCAUGAGCAUAAGGAAGGCUCCCUAAUACCAGUGCUGAAAAAGUUAAAGUGCCCUUGUUUUUUCGCCAAUAAGAUAAUAUAUGUUAACCCAGACGCUUAUCAGUGUAAUUGAACCGUCUAAUGACGCUUUUCAUUUCGUCCGUUCUGUUGAUAGUUUCUCCGAAGGCAAUACUGGCAUCCAAUACACUGAUGGUUGAAGAGAAUCAAAACGUCACUAUCGCCUGCAAUGCCACUGGUCAGCCACAGCCCAGUGUCACGUGGUUUAAAGCAUUAAGUAGUUUACCAAAGGGUAGAAGUAGGUUGACAAACAAGAGGCUGAUAAUCUUCAAUGUGAAAAAGAAAGACCGAGGAACAUACAUUUGCAAGGCAGAUAAUAUUUUGGGAUCUGCAACAGACAUGAUUCAACUCAUGAUUUUCUCUCCUCUGCGGUUCAAAAUCCGUCCUCCUCAAGAAUUGACUGCUGUUAUUGGCUCUACCAUCCGCCUGCCUUGCGUGGCCGAAAGUGACCUGAGACCUUCCAUCACCUGGACAAGAGACGGCAAGACAUCACUUCCCGCAAACUCCAAAGUUCUUCAAAAUAAUACAUUGGUUUUACACAACAUCAAGAAAGCGCACCAUGGAUCUUACACCUGCAGAGCCACUAAUGCUCUGACGUCAAUUGAAGGUUAUGUCAAGGUUAACAUUCCUUUUGCACUUUCCUGUUCUGUUUUGAGAAAAUACCUUACAGGUGUAAGCGGAAAUUACGUUAUUGAUCCAGACGGCCAAGGAGGCCUGGCGCCAUUCACAGUAUACUGUGACAUGACUGCAAAGAAUGGAGUUGGUGUGACAGUCAUCAGUCACGACAGUGAAAGCAGGACAAAGAUGCGCGAUGGUCUCGGCUGGGGAGGUGCAGGUAGCUACUCACGUGACAUCCAUUACACAGGAGCGAGUCUCUUUCAACUUGCUAGUCUCACCAGAGUCUCCUUAAACUGUGAACAGUUUAUCAAGUAUGAAUGUCACGGUUCAAGGUUACUCAGAAAUGGAAUGGGUUGGUGGGUAUCACGUGAUUCUUCUAAGAUGACGUACUGGGGAGGAGCAUCUCCUGGAAGUGGUAAGUGCGCAUGUGGGAUGACCAGCUCAUGCGCACGCAGCAGCUAUGGUUGUAACUGUGAUAAGAAUGACUAUGUUUGGCGCGAAGACAGCGGUCUCCUGACUGACAAGACAAAACUUCCUGUGAAACAGCUCUGGUUUGGAGAUGCAGGGGACAGGUUUCAACAAGGCUUCCAUACGUUAGGAAAACUCAAGUGCUAUGGCACAUCAUAA